ACAUCGGGUAAAUAUUGAUCCUUCUCAUUAAGCCAUUGUAUUUGUUUCUCUUUUCUUAAUCCAAGAGUGGCAGGCAAAAGAGGCUGCUUAGCUACUUGGUGGCUUGGAUUUGGAUUCAUUUACUUUGAGUCAAAUACGAACGUAGUGUAUUUGAAACUAUUUUAUCUUUAGGAAAAAUAAAAUCCUUUUGUUACUAGGUUUUCAUUUCUGUUUCAGUUUUCUGAUAAAUACUCUUAAUUAUGUUUCCCUUUAUCCUCAUCAAUCAUUGCAGCUACAACUACAUUUUAGUCCACUGGCUCUCAAAUAUCAUGUGAUAUUUAUCUGUAUCUUCCUUUUAAAAACACACUUAUUUAUGGUCUAAUACUUGUUUUCUUCCCCUCUAGGAGGACCCAUUAUAGAUUCUAAAAAUAUUUUCCCAUUCUCUGCGGGAAAAAGUUAUGUAAAAGUUUUGUUUCUGUCUGGAUUUAUUUGGUAAAAAAUCAGCACCAUAAACCCAUAUCAGAUUUAAAAAAAAGAAAAAAACUAGGGUAGUUAAAACAUGAGUUGUGGAAAUGAGUUUGUGGAAACAUUAAAAAAAAUUGAUUAUCCCAAAGCUGAUACUCUUAAUGGAGAAGAUUUUGACUGGCUGUUUGAGACUGUUGAAAAUGAAUCAUUUUUGAAAUGGUUUUGUGGGAAUGUGAGUGAACAGAAUGUAUUGUCAGAAAAAGAGCUGGAAGCUUUUAGCAUUCUUCAGAAAUCAGGCAAGCCCAUCCUAGAAGGGGUGGCAUUGGAUGAAGUUCUUAAAACCUGUGCAACUUCUGAUUUGAAGACACCUAGACUGGAUGAUAAAGAGCUGGAGAAAUUAGAGGAUGAGGUUCAAAUGCUGCAGAAAUUAAAGAACCUAAAAAUUCAGCGACGUAAUAAAUGCCAACUGAUGACUUCAUCAUCUAGCCACAAAUCUCUGAGGUUAAGUGCUGAGCAUGAAGAAGCCACUAAAAACCUGAAGCAGAGUCAAGGAAUUCUGACUGCUAUGAAUACCAAGCUCAGUAAUGAACUUCAGGCUCUUACUGACAGAGUUACUAAAUUGAUGAUGUUCUUUAGACAUUCUGAUUUAAGUCAAGAGGCGAAUCCCAUGGUGUUUUUAUCUCAGCUUUCCCUGGAAAAGUAUCUAAGCCAAGAAGAGCAAAGUACAGCAGCAUUAACCUUGUAUACCAAGAAGCAGUUCUUUCAGGGGAUACAUGAAAUAGUUGAAAGCUCAAAUGAAGAAAAUUUUCAACUUUUAGAUAUACGAACAUCAUCUUUAUGUGAUAAUCAAGAAAUCCUUGAGGAGAGACGGCUAGAGAUGGCUAGACUGCAGCUAGCAUACAUCUGUGCUCAACAUCAGUUAAUUCACUUGAAAGCAAGUAAUCUGAGCAUGAAGUCAAGUAUAAAAUGGGCAGAGGAGAAUCUUCAUAGCCUAACCAGCAAGGCUAUUGGUAAAGAGAAUUUGGAUGCAAAAAUUUCUGACUUGAACAGUGAGAUUCUGAAACUUGAAGAACAAAUCACUCAUAUAAAAGACAAAAGUUUGCUUGCUGUGGUAAAAGAGAAUGCACAGUUAUUGAACAUGCCAGUUGUAAAGGGAGAUUUUGACCUGCAGAUUGCUAAACAAGAUCAUUACACAGAAAGACAAGAGUUAGUUUUAAAUCAGUUAAUAAAGCAAAAGGCAUCGUUUGAGCUUGUACAGUUAUCAUAUGAAAUUGAAUUGAGGAAGCAUUGCGACACAUAUCGUCAAUUUGAAAAAUUGGUUCAAGAACUUAGUCAAAAUAACAUGAUGCUCUUCCAGCAAUUAGCAAUGUUAAAAGACCCAUCAGUGUCUCAGCAGAUAAAUCCAAGGAAUACCAUUGAUUCCAAGGACUAUUCUUCUCAAAGGCUUUAUCAACUUUUAGAGGGAGAGAAUAAGAGAAAAGAGUUGUUUAUGACUCAUGGAAACCUGGAGGAAAUGGCUGAGAAAUUGAAACAGGAUGUUUCUUUAGUACAGGAUCAGUUGACAGUAUCUGCUCAACAACAUUUUUUAUUUUUGUCUAAACUGAAUAAUGAUGUGGAUGUUCUUUGUGAUGCUUUGUAUCAAGGAAGAAAUCAGCUUUUGCUUAGUGAUCAGGAUUUAACAGAGCAGUUUCAUCAAGUUGAAUCCCAGCUGAAUAAGCUAAAUCAUCUCCUUGCUGAUACUCUUGCUGAUGUGAAGACAAAAAGAAAAAUUUUGACCACUAAUAAGUUACAUCAGAUGGAAAGAGAAUUAUAUGUACAUUUUUUUAAGAAUGGGAACGAUCUGAAAGAUAUUGUGGAAAACCUAGAAAAUCAAUCAAAAAUUAAGGCUGAUGGUCUUAAAGACUGAAAAAAAACAAAAAUCAAAUCUUUAUUAAACAUGCUAUAUUUUAAUGUUUUAUGUAUUAGCAAAAUGUUUCUUAAUAAACAGUACUAUGUUUUAAAAUUUGAGGUCAAUGGAACAUUUCAUUUAAUAGAUUCAAAUACUGUAUUACAGAGGUUGAAUAUUCCUAAUCUGAAAAUCCAAAAUGCUCCACAAUCUGAAACUUUUUAAGUGUUGGCAUGACAUAAAUGGAAAAUUCCACACCUGACCUCAUGAUGGGUCAUAGUCACAAUGCAGGUGUGCUAAAGAUAUUAUGUAAAUUAUCUUCAGGUUGUGUGUAUAAGAUUGUAUUAAACAUAAAUGAAUUUUGUGUUUAAACUUGGGUCCCAUCCCCCAGAGAGGUGAUUAUGUAUUAUGUAACUAUUCCAAACCUGAAAUCCAAAAGCACUUUUGAUUCCAAGCAUUUCAGAUAAGGAAUAUUCACCUAUAUCAGUACAGUUUUUUCCUCACACAACAUUGGUUCAGAGUACCAGUGCUUUUUAUGACUCGAUUAUUUGCUUGGUGACGCUUAGUCAACCAAGUACAUUUCUGCUUGUAGAGAAAAACCAUUAUUAUGUAAUGCAAUAUUUCUAAUAGUUAUGUUUCUCCUUUACUGUUUUUUAAAAGUGUUCUGCUGUUACUUUUAAAAUUUGUAGAACUUUGGGUUAGCAUUCUUAAAUCUAUAGACCUUAAUACAAUAGUAACCCCUUAUCCUUGUUUUGGUUUGUGAAGAUUUGCUUACCUGAUGUCAUCUGUGAUUAGAAGGUAUUAAAUGGAACAGUCCAGAAA
Messenger RNA from Heterocephalus glaber (naked mole-rat), 3151 nucleotides. RefSeq names its product HAUS augmin like complex subunit 3 (gene Haus3). Gene Ontology annotation, cellular component: HAUS complex; mitotic spindle; microtubule organizing center. Gene Ontology annotation, biological process: spindle assembly; microtubule organizing center organization. The record is from RefSeq and is a predicted model, not a curated record. NCBI's taxonomy places the organism in Eukaryota, Metazoa, Chordata, Mammalia, Rodentia, Bathyergidae.